Branchiostoma belcheri (Belcher's lancelet) is the source of this 885-nucleotide messenger RNA. Its product is annotated as D-beta-hydroxybutyrate dehydrogenase-like. Bases 1 to 885 code for a protein of 294 amino acids. Gene Ontology annotation, molecular function: 3-hydroxybutyrate dehydrogenase activity. The record is from RefSeq and is a predicted model, not a curated record. Lineage: Eukaryota; Metazoa; Chordata; Leptocardii; Amphioxiformes; Branchiostomatidae. The transcript has 9 exons.
AUGGCGUCCUUUAUACGUCUCGCCAAGACAUCAGCCCUCGCACGAUAUACUUUGGUAACGAGAACUAAUUGUGGAAGGUGUGUGGGAAGCCAGGCUGCCGCCCUGACGGGUCGGUGUGCCCUGGUGACAGGGUCCACCAGCGGGAUCGGGCUGGGGAUAGCACGGGCUCUGGCAAACAGCGGAUGUGACGUCGUCUACACCGGGUUUGCAGACGAUAAGCUAUUAACAAAGCUCCAGGACGACUUCCGAAGUUACACCGGGAUAAAGGCCACCUACAUCCCAGCGGAUCUGACCAGUACUGCAGAUGUAGAGAGACUGUGUGCUGAGGCAAGGGGACAUUGCACAGAUGGAGUGGACAUCAUAGUUAAUAAUGCAGGGUUUCAGCAUACGUCACCUAUCGAGUCGUUUCCCCUGGCAACGUGGGACGCCAUGAUGGCCGCCAUGUUGACUGCACCCUUCCUUAUAAUUCAACACCUUCUUCCAGCCAUGAGGACUAAAGGAUGGGGAAGGAUAAUUAAUAUAUCCUCUGCUCACGGUGUGGUGGCUUCUGUGGAGAAGUGUGCAUACGUGUCAGCGAAACAUGGCAUUAACGGACUAACCAAGGUCGUUGCCUUGGAAACGGCGGGGAGCGGGGUCACGUGUAACGCCGUGUGUCCCGGAUGGGUUCUGACACCACUUGUUGAAAAACAAAUUCGCCAACUGAUGAAAGAUCACAGCAUAACUUGGGAAGACGCACAGACGAUGCUUCUAUCGAACAAGCAGCCUUCCAAAGGUUUUGUGACUCCUGAACAGAUCGGAAACGUGGUAACCUUUCUUUGCUCCCAAGCAGCCAAUCAGAUGACAGGAUCCAUCCUUUCUAUUGAUGGAGGAUGGACAGCCCAGUGA